This is a messenger RNA of Symbiodinium sp. CCMP2592, 504 nucleotides long. The record is from the annotation of a GenBank genome assembly. NCBI's taxonomy places the organism in Eukaryota, Dinophyceae, Suessiales, Symbiodiniaceae.
AUGAAAGCUCUUGUCGAGGCUGUAUUGUCAGUUGUCACUAUUGCUGUGGCUGGUGAUUCAACGAUUGCCGCAUGGGUGCAAGAAGACGAGGGUGUCGAGGAAGUUCCCGGCACCGAGGGAGGCUCUGACGCCGCGGCACCGGGUGGUGCCUGGUUGGCCUCCCUGGGUGCCAGUGGCGAUGCCCAGGAAGAUGCACAAAAUGAGCAACCUGCAGCUCCUGCCGAAAUCGACUGGCUGGCCUCGUUGAAGGGCAAGCGGGUGCCGGCACUUGCAGAGGCACCCAGCAAGGCCGCCAAGCGCCCGAAGAGGAAGGAUGAUGGUCGAGCAUUGGACAUUCCGCCAUUCUGGCGCACCGCGUCGAUUGAAGAGCUCAGCGAGUCGCUGCAGAGUCUCCGCGAACGGAUGCUCCCGAGGAUUCGGAAGAUGGCGAAAGACGCUCGAAGGGAAGAUCAGAAGCGCGGUGGCCACUUGAAACCUCGGACCGCUGCUCUCAACCGUGUGUGA